Messenger RNA from Nothobranchius furzeri (turquoise killifish), 6576 nucleotides. It is a transcript of the gene kif16ba, whose product is annotated as kinesin family member 16Ba. Lineage: Eukaryota; Metazoa; Chordata; Actinopteri; Cyprinodontiformes; Nothobranchiidae. Gene Ontology annotation, molecular function: ATP binding; microtubule motor activity; microtubule binding. The record is from RefSeq and is a predicted model, not a curated record. Gene Ontology annotation, biological process: microtubule-based movement.
AGCUGAUUCGCCGCUAACGCAGCAGUUACCGGACACAAACCGGGAGCGAGCCGGUAAAUGUUACGGCAGUGACGUGGCGUCACCUGCUUCUGAUAAGAUUUAAUCAAGUCGGACAUCCUCUCUCCCCUCCCCCUCUAUCGGUGCACUUUCUCCCAAGUUUUUUUCCAGUUUUAUCUUCCGACUUUUGCCCUUUUCCCGCUGCGCCCGAUGCUACUUUGCUAGCCUGUUAGCCAGUGAGCUAACUGAUAUAAAGCUUCUCGCCGCAACAGGAGGCUGACAGCCCGGGAGGUGCGCUCCACAGCGGAGCGGGAUGAGCCAUGGCUUCGGUCCGGGUCGCUGUGCGGGUCAGGCCCAUGAACAGGCGGGAGAAGGACUUGACGGCAAAAUGCAUCAUCAGGAUGGACGGAACCAAAACCUCCAUCACCAACCUGAAGAUCCCAGAGGGCGUCAUCGGGGAUUCCAUGAGGGAACGAACCAAAACCUUCACGUACGACUUCUCCUACGACUCCGCGGACUGCGUCAGCUCCACGUUCGCCUCUCAGGAAAAGGUUUUCAGAGAUCUGGGUUCCGACGUGCUGAAGGCAGCCUUCGAGGGCUACAACGCCUGCGUGUUCGCCUACGGUCAGACCGGCUCUGGAAAAUCCUACACCAUGAUGGGAAUUCCAGGAGAUGCGGGUUUGAUUCCGAGGAUCUGUGAAGGUCUCUUCAGUCGGAUCUCGGAGGCCACGCGAUGGGACGAAGCGUCGUUCCGUACAGAAGUCAGCUACUUGGAGAUCUACAACGAGAGAGUGAGAGACCUGCUGAGGAGGAAGUCGUCUCAUACCUACAACCUGAGAGUCAGGGAGCAUCCUAAAGACGGGCCCUACGUAGAAGAUCUGUCCAAACAUCUGGUGCAGAAUUACAGCGACGUGGAGGAGCUGAUGGAGGCAGGAAACAUCAACAGAACCACGGCUAGUACCAGCAUGAACGAUGCCAGCAGCCGCUCACACGCCAUCUUCACCGUCAACUUCACGCAGGCCAAGUUUGAUGCCGAGAUGCCGUGUGAGACCGUCAGCAAGAUCCACCUGGUAGACCUGGCAGGAAGUGAGCGGGCCGACGCCACGGGCGCUACCGGCGUCCGGCUGAAGGAAGGAGGAAACAUCAACAAGUCACUGGUCACGCUGGGAAACGUCAUCUCCGCUCUGGCGGACAUGACCCAGGACGGCGUGAACACCAACCUGAAGAAGAAGUCGGUGUUUGUCCCCUACAGAGACUCGGUACUGACGUGGCUGCUGAAGGACAGCCUGGGAGGGAACUCGAAGACCAUCAUGAUAGCGACUGUGUCUCCCGCCGACGUGAACUACGGAGAGACACUCAGCACUUUGCGCUACGCCAAUCGAGCCAAGAACAUCAUAAACAAGCCCACCAUCAACGAGGACGCCAACGUCAGACUGAUCAGAGAACUUCGGGCUGAAAUCGCUCGGCUGAAGGCUCUGCUGGUUCAGGGCAACCAGAUCGCUCUGCUGGACUCGCCCACAGCUCUGAGUAUGGAGGAGAAGCUCCACCAGAAUGAGGCCAGAGUUCUGGAGCUGACGAAGGAGUGGACCAACAAAUGGAACGAGACCCAGAACAUCCUGAAGGAGGAGACUCUGGCUCUGAGGAAAGAAGGCAUCGGUGUGGUGUUGGACUCGGAGCUGCCUCACCUCAUCGGCAUCGACGACGACCUCCUCAGCACCGGCAUCAUCCUCUACCACCUGAAGGAGGGACGGACGUAUGUGGGCCGAGAAGACGCGUCCACCGAGCAGGACAUCAUUCUGCACGGCCUGGACCUGGAGAGUGAACACUGCGUGUUCAGGAACCAGAACGGGUCGGUGACGCUGGUUCCACUCUGCGGCGCUCAGUGUUCGGUUAACGGAGUUCAGGUGAUGACUCCGACGCAACUCAACCAAGGUGCCGUGGUCCUGCUCGGCAGAACCAACAUGUUUCGCUUCAACCAUCCAAAGGAAGCGGCCAAGCUGAGGGAGAAGCGGAAGAGCGGCCUGCUCUCCACGUUCAGCCUGUCCAUGACGGAUCUGUCCGAGUCCUGUGAAAACCUGUCCACUGUGAUGCUCUACAACCCGGGUCUCUUCACUGAGAAGGGCCCCGUCUUCCUCAGGUUGGAGUUUGAAAGGCAGCAGAGAGAGGAGCUGGAGAAACUGGAGAUGAAGAGGAGGCUCAUCAAAGACAUGGAGGCCAAACACCUGAGUGAGAAAGCGGAGCUAGAGCGCCUCCAGCAGGAGGUCGAGAGUCAGCGGAAGGAGUCGGAGGAAGUCCAGCAGCGGAUUCUCCGUCAGGAGGAAAGCCUUCGUCACCGUAGUCAGGACAUUGAGAGCCGCCUGCAGGACUUCUUGGCUGAGAAGGAGCGCUUUGAAGAGGAGAGACGAUCUGAGAUCCAGGGGGCGGAGCUUCAGUGCAGGAGGCAUUGGAAGGAGCACCGGGAGAAAGAGGAGGAGCAACAAAACAAAGUGAAGCGGUGGCAGCAGCAGGCUGCAGAGCAGCCGGAGAUCUAUCGUGAGCUGGAACGACUGAAGAGGGAACGUGAGGAACAGAAGGUUCGUAUGGAGACGGAGCGGCGGAGGCUGGAGGAGCAGGAGAGGGAGCAGCUGAGCCUGGUGGGGAGACUGGAGGAGCAACUGAGGGAGAAACAUGAGGCAGCCAGCGCCUUGCUGGCACGGGAGGAUGCCCGGCGUUUGGAGGAUGAGCGUCAAGCUCUGGCUGAGAUCAGGGAGGUCCUCCUUCGAGCCAAGGAGGCAGCGGAGCGGUCAGAUGUGGAGGAUGCCGGCAAGGAGGGCAAGUGCGCCCACAAUCGCUACAUGGAUUUUAAGGAGGCUCAAGUGAAGGAGCUGUGCCAGCUUGUGGAGGGGCUUAGACAGCAGAGGGAGCGCCUCGAGAAGGAGGUUGCUUCUGAGCGGAGCAGUCUCCUGCUCCUCGCCCACAGCCUGAAGGAGAGACCGCAGCAACAGAAGGAGGUGCAGGAGAAGGGUGUGCAGAAUUCCACCACCACCUGCCAGGAGGAGCUGCAGCUUAAACAGAUGGAGCACCGACUGCAGUUUAAGGAGCAACAGCUCGCCAACCUGGCCGAAGACCUCCUCCCUACUCUGGCCGAGGAGAAGCAGAAAGCCAUGGAGGUGCUGGAGCGGAGCAGGAGCAACGGGACCUGUGACGGUCCAUCAGGACUGGACACCAUCCUGUUCCAGGUGGAGAAGGAGCUGGAAGAGAAAGAGGAGAAGCUGCACCUCCACUGGCACAGCGCCCAGCAGCUGCAGCAGCUCCAGGAAACGUACGAGUUCACCACCAACGUGGCUCGGCAGGAGGACAAGGUGAGGAGGAAGGAGAAGGAGAUCUUGGAAUCCAUGGAGAAGCAGCAGAGGGAGGCGAUGGAACAGGCAGUGGCCCGGCUGGAGAGGAGGCACUCUGCUCUGAGGCACAGCACCUCCCUGGAACUGGACACUGAGGAGCAGAGACCCAGUAGUUCACUGACAAGAACCACCAGGACAGAAGCUGAUCCGGACCAGCAGAGAGUCGAGCGUGAAAUCCAGAAACUCCGUCAGAGGAUCGUCGAAGGAGACGACAGGAGCGGCCAAACCCAGAGCCUGAACACGCCACUGUCAGACGACAGGAUCAACGCCUACAUCGAAGAGGAAGUGCAGCGGCGGCUUCGUGAGAUGAACCUUCUGAACGGCGGCAGCAACAUGAACCUGUCCGUGUCCCGCGAGUCCGUCAGAGAGGAGGAGAAGCUGCAGAACCUGAACCCGAGGAGGCUUAAAUAUGAGAAAGCCUGCUGGCCUAACUUCUCGGCCUCCCUAGACUUGGAGACGAGCUCUUCCAAUGUCCAAGAGAACCUUUUAGAAGAAGCAGAGCAGGAUCUCCCACAGCUUCCCAAAACUCCGGAGUCCUCGGCUGAAAUCCUGAUUCAAAAGGAUCUGGACAAAAACAGCUGGUGGAACGAUGUGAACAUUUUUUUAGAAGCCAAGGGUCAAACUGUUUGUGGACCAGAAUGUUUCAGGAAAACUGAAGAAGGGAACAGAUUUAAUAAAAACAAAAAUCUCUCUUCUGAAGGAAGGAACUCUUUCUGCGGCAGUUCUGAUGGAAAAAAGGUGGAAUUUCCUCUGAAGGAACCUCGGCUGAAGGAAUGUCCUUUAGCGAAAUCUCCUCUGGAGGAAUGGCAGCCCUCAUGUUCUGGAAAAGUCAAAAAUCCAGAAGGUGAUCCACAAGAAGAACCAGAACCUUUUGAAUCCCUGAGCAGAGAUGAUGUUGGCUCCAAGCAGAGUUCAGAAGAGAACAUAGAUGUUCUGAGGAAGGAAGAAGAUCUCUUUUCGGAGAUUCAGAACCUUGAUUUGGAUAAGUUUGUGAUCCAGAACCAAACGUUUGACCUGGAGUCUGAGGAUGAAACGUCGUCGUCACGGAGCUCUGGAACAGAUUUCAGCGAGGAGCUGAAGAUCAUUAAUGGUUCUGUUGAAGAAGACUGGGAGGCAAAGAAGGUGUCGAUGAGCAGGAGCUACAUCUGGAGGUACUUGGAUAAAACUCCAAAACUCCAACCAUGGACUGAAAAAGGAUCCGAACCCUCAGAGUCACUGAGGGAAUGGGCCCACUCAAAACAGGAUUCUGAGUCCAAUCAAGGAAAAGAAGCUCCGGCCAGCAGGAGCUACAUUUGGAGAUACAUCACACAAGUCCGGAACCAAACACUCUACCCAUGGAGAACAGAACCCAAACUUUCUGGGUCAUUGGAUUCUGGUUCUGACCAACUCUUCCCCAAGCAGGGUACAACGGCUGCCAAUGAAGAACCUGGACCAGAAACUGAGAGUGGUCCAGUCAGCAGGAGCUUGAUUUGGGACUAUGUCAGAAAGGUCAAGGACCAAACGCUCUACCCAUGGAGGUCAACAACUUCCAGAGAUCUGAAGUCCCAGAGCUCUGAAGGAGCAUACAUCAACCUAAAGCAGGAUUCAAAGUCUGUCACAGAACCAGUGGGUCCAGAACAAGAUGAAGCCGCAGAAAAGGUCUCACUCAGCAGAAGUUACAUUUGGGACUACGUGGAAAGAGUCAAAAACCAAACGCUCUACCCAUGGAGAAUGCAGGAAUCGGAACUUUCCUGGGGCUGGCCAGUUGACCCAUCACUGGAAUCUUGGAGGUUUGGGAGGGACCCCAUCCAGGCCAGUAAAGACUACCUUCUAAGUUUCUUGUCUGGGAAACUUUCUGAGGCAUUCCGGGAGGCAGAGGUACGACUCCAAGGCACAUGGAACCUCAUUCAAUCCAGAGAACCGAUUCAUCAAACUCCUCUUCAGCUGCUGCCAGAACCUCCGGCUGAAGAUAAAGUCCAAUUGGAUCUGGGGAGUGAUGGUUCUCCUCAGGGUUUUGGUCAUGCUGCCAUUUCCGGAUUUUCUGAAUGGCCAGAAGGUUCUGUAACUUCAGUCAAGACGUCGAGCCCAGAAGAGUUCCACCAAAGGCUGAUCGAGCUGCCAUUGGCUUUGUCUCAGCUUCAGGGUCUCUCAUCUGAGAAGAUCCUGGAAAACAUGGAAUCCCUGGCUGGUCAGAGAGAACUUGGAGAGAUUCUGAGCAUCUUCUGGGUCAAGACAGCCAGCUAUCAGAAACCCAUUCCAGAACCUGUUUGUCUACUUGUGUCAGAAAUGAGCCUGGUGGUGGUUUCAGCUGGUACCGGACCUGAAGACUCCUCAACUCUUUUCCAUCAUUUUGACCUUCUGGAGAUCAAGGAGGUGCAGAUCAGUCUGGCAGGCCAGCAUGUUCGUCUGCUUGGCAGCAGUGAAGAUUCGGUUUUGGCAGUCUUCACUUACAACAAAGAGCUGACCCAGGAGUUCUGCAAGGUUUUGCUGAAGGCGCGUGCUCCUGACCAGUUCUCUGAGGUGUCUGAAAGUCACCCAUUGUUCUCUGGUGACCUCAUGGCCCUCUCCUUAGAUUGGACCUCCAGUACUCCUGACAUCACCUUGGAGAGUGGUCUUUACAUCACUUCUAGAUUCAAACGGGUCCUUGCAGACCUGAUCUACGUCAUCCACGAGAACAUGGAGGGUCCAGAGAAGCCUUCUCUGGCUGAUGUUCAUCCUCUGCUCUACACCAGCGUCAAGCUGAGGAAGUCCAGUGGAGUCCAACUGGAAGAGACCAUCUUCCAGUUCCUUCUGACCGACACUCAUGUGGCUCUUCUUCAGGAAGAUGGAGUCUUUCAUCCGGUUCCACGAGGAUCUAGUCUGGUUCCUGCCCAGCCCCAGUUCCAGGGACUCAAAGUCAGCAGGCGUUCAGAUGUCAGGUGUCUGCUUGUGAGGAGGGAGGACAACUGCGUCUCCAUCGACAUCCUGUUCAUGAACCUGCACAAACGGAGCGGCGAGGCUGACGGGACCUCCUCCAGUGCUCCGGACUCCUGGAAACUGGUUUUCAGCUGUUCCUCAGAGGCCCAGGUCCUGAUUAAUCACCUGUGUCUCUGAGUCCGUCUCACCUGAGCUGUUCCUGGAUGUAAAAUGUUCAGGUUUUUUUGUUUGUUUGUUUUUAAAAACAUUUUUACCUUUUUUCUUAACUUUUCACUGAGAUGAACUAAUAAACAUGUAGAUUUUA